Molecule: messenger RNA, 1296 nt
Organism: Penicillium samsonianum
Lineage: Eukaryota; Fungi; Ascomycota; Eurotiomycetes; Eurotiales; Aspergillaceae
Product: serine/threonine-protein kinase
Exons: 2
Coding region: 1-1296 (431 amino acids)
Biological process (GO): intracellular monoatomic cation homeostasis; intracellular signal transduction; protein phosphorylation
Molecular function (GO): protein serine/threonine kinase activity; ATP binding
Source: RefSeq, a predicted model, not a curated record
AUGCCUAAGUGUCUUCAAAAGUUACUUCAGUCAGCAUCAAAACAUUUUGGUUCUUGCACCCACGAAAGACAACACGAAAGCCCUAGCGAUCGCAGACUCAAUCAAGCUCAAAUAGCUCGAACUCCCAUCGACUCAGAAGUGAGACUAGAGACGACCGAAAGCAUGCGUCCACUUCCGACAACUACGAAAAGAAAACGUGGCUUUGGAAAUAGAAGGUUCAUGCUCGAGAAUGGGGAUCACUGCCACUUCCUGAAAACGCCAUCGUCGAAAAGACGGUUUCUUAAAAAAGAUCGAAACGCGAGCUGGAUAUCCUUCAAAAAAAAAAAUAAAGCCUGCUCGCAACCGUCGGCGGAUUUGGAAUGGGAGCAAUGGACCGCGAGUCAACAAACCGGCAUCGUGGCUGGUGAAAACAUGGCAAUCCUAGCGCAGAAAUAUGGGGAUAUAUGCGAUAUCGUGGGUCACGGCUCAUCUGGAAUCAUCCUCUUGUCGCACAAAGCCCAAGAGUGGAACCCGAAUAUUCAUCGCUUUUACGCGCUCAAAGUCUUCCGCCGCGGAGCAGAAUUAACUGAAACAGCUUAUCGGAGGCGCGUUGAGUCCGAGUUUGACAUAUCCUCUUCAUUGCAACAUCAAAAUAUUGUUCGGACGUUUGAAUUGCUUCGAAUAGGUAAUGACAGUUUUUGCGAAUGCUUGGAGUAUUGCUCCGGUGGGGAUCUUCAUUCAUUGCUAGUUACAUCCGGUCAGUUGGAAGAGGGAGAGGCCGACUGCUUCUUUAAACAGCUCAUGCGUGGCGUCAACUAUAUCCAUGAGAUGGGAAUUGCUCAUCGCGACUUGAAGCCCGAGAAUCUUCUUCUCAGCCCCAAUGGUUGCCUCAAGAUUUCCGAUUUUGGGAGCGCUCAAUGUUUCCGCCUUGGUUGGGAGCCCCAUAUACAUAUGUCCAGGACACAUGGCGGAUCACGCCCUUUUGUAUCGCCGGAACAAUAUUUUUGCGAGGAAUUUGAUCCUCGAUCAGUCGACAUUUGGGCUGCAGCUAUAACCUACGUUGUGAUGAGAACAGGUAGGAUUCCAUGGAAGAUAGCGACCGAUCAAGAUGAGUAUUUUCGAGACUACGUCGCAGACCGUAUGGUUGAAAAAGGGUACUUCUUUAUUGAGGAAAUAUGCAAUGUAGCAAGCCGACGAGUGAUAUAUUCGAUGCUGGAUAUUGACUACGUGCGCCGGCCUCUAUCAUCUGAAAUUCUUGGUUCUCGAUGGCUACAAGAGACUAAAACCUGUACAACCGCUGAAUCAAGACCACUUUAG